ACAGCAUACUCAGUUCAACACUCGAUCAGUUCACAAGUGCAUUCGCUUGUCACCAGACGAACCUUUCAAGUUCAACUUUGAAUCGCACAGUUUGCGUUUAGAUUUUCCUACGAAUAACACUACCUACAGUGUGCCGUGUUCAGUGUGCCACAGUCCAAUCAAAGUAACCAGUGAAAAUGCAUUCCCACGGAUACAACGUUGCCCACAGCAACAACAGCAUCAACGAGAACAAGUACAACAACGAGAAGCUGAUGAAGUCUUCGCCAGUGUACAAGUUAAAGAAGAUCCUGAAGCCGAUCGCAGCGCUGCUUAAGCAAAAGAAGGCCACCAAGCAGCAGCAGCAACAGCUCCAACAAUACUACGCUGCUCCUGGGGAGGACUUCACCCAGGAUUGCGAGUACGACAACAGUGCCAACGAGCGGCUGGAGUCGCAACUGUUGGCGGAAAUCGCCGAGUGCCAUGCCAACGCAGCCAUCUUUGUCUACGAGGACAACCAGGUUCAGCUUCAGCCAGUGCAACCCGAGGAACAGUACGUUCCAGUGCACUUUGCCCGCACCGAGGCCGGAACCUUCUUCUGGACCACGAUGGCCCGGGAAGCUGACAGCGAUCUGAUUCAACCGUGCCACUGCUUCUCCGAUCACCAGCUCCCACAGCAGGAGUUUUGCGAUAGAUGGGCGCAAGCUUAAGUGACGCAAGUCACAACCCACCACCUCAAUCAAACCGGAUUUUGCGACGAAAUUUGGCUGAUGGAGGAAAAAAAAAACAAAAAUCCUACAACAAAAUCAUGAUCUCUUCCAACGAUUUUUAGUGCUUAAGCGGAACCGAGCUUUAAUAGUUGUCUAAGUUUGCCAGCUUUAAUUUUAAUUGUGAUAUUAGAAAUCUAAGGCUACUUGUGAUCCAAUGUCUUCCAUUGAAUAGUUUUUCUCAAAAUACAGAAA
Molecule: messenger RNA, 938 nt
Organism: Wyeomyia smithii (pitcher-plant mosquito)
Lineage: Eukaryota; Metazoa; Arthropoda; Insecta; Diptera; Culicidae
Product: enhancer of split malpha protein-like
Exons: 1
Coding region: 177-686 (169 amino acids)
Biological process (GO): Notch signaling pathway; sensory organ development
Source: RefSeq, a predicted model, not a curated record